AUGUCACUCCUCUCAAUUCCUAUCGAGCUCCAUCUAGAGGUCGCUAGCUACUGCAAAAAUGAGGAUCUAGGCCACCUUAUCAGAACUCAUUCUUUGCUCAAUAUGCGCCUACAAAAUGAGCUUCACAAACGCGCUCUAUCGUGGAGGCCCGAGGGCUUGCUGCAUGAUAAAGAUGACGGAUAUGGUGGUCUAGCUAGACCCCUUGAUGAGAAUGAGGGGGCGACCCUGGAAUACGCACUCGUGUAUAAGCGUCAUCACCUCGUGGAUUACCUCCUCCGCCACAACAUCGCUGGAAUUGAAGGGAAUGGCAACUGGUCAGCAUUACAGUGGGCUACUAAAUGGGCCCCUUUUGAUGUCAUGAACAAGCUGUUCGAGUACGCCAUUAAUGGACCCACACCCUUGAAUACAGACCAGGUAACACGAAUCCUCGGAAUCUAUCUGGACCGCGUACCGCAGAAGCUCGAUGAACUCCCCGAGCCCAAGUGCGGACACGGAGAUUGGUGUGAAUGUGGAUGGGCUGUGAGCGAGGAAGAGCUCCAAGUGUUCCGGAUUUUGCUGCUUCUAGGCGCAGAUCCCAUGGGCGCAUCGGCCAUUGUACUCGAUCCUGAGUACAACCCACCUACCGCUGUGCCUUUUACCUUCCGCGCCAGGAAUGGUGACAUUCUGAGGCUCCUUGCUGAAGCCGGGGCUGACAUUCACUGGCAACCACCUCAAACUACUACGCAGAUUAUGCACAGCACCCAUGGUAAGCGCCUGACUACUGUGCUAUACACAGCCUGUUUUGAUCCCGAGUUCCCAUCCAGCGUAGUUCUCGAGCUCUUGAAGCGGGGCGCCGACCCCAAUUGCCAGGGGCCUGCUAUUCCUCAUGCCGAACGAGUCUUACCUCUAUUCGAGACAAUGAUACAAAUUACUCACCCAAAGAAGUCAGAGCACCUCCUCGACUACGGGGUCGAUAUCAAUACGAGAGAAGAGGGAGGUGAGUACACGGAAUGGGACUCGCAUGGUAACUUUCCCAUACACCAAGGCAUAGAACUCACAAAAGACUACGCCGGGACUUGGGCGCGUGUCAUCUCCCGUACACCUGACCUCGAGGUCCGCAAUUACGACGGGGAGACAGCAUUGCAGGCAGCUAUCUCAUGCGGUUCGCUUCAGUCAUGCGGCUCGCUUCGCUAUGCACGCCUCCUCAUAGAAGCUGGCGCAGACGUAAACGUCCGAGAUCAAGACGGCCGGGGUCUCCUCCGCCUGCCCUUCCACAUGUCUGAAGCUGACGGCAUGAGCGGCCGAAACUACUUCCUCGCCGAGCGCAUGCAUUUUCUGGCCAAUUACGGACUCGAGACUCAGAAUCUAGACCUAAUCCCUACGGAGGAGGCAUUGGAGUACGCCUCGCAUUUAUGGGAUAAAUCCUGCGCGUGCUCCGCUUCUGAAUCCGGAUUCAAGCUUCUCUAUCAAUUUGAGCUAUAUUGGAAGGUCCUAAUGAACGUUUUGGAUGCACUAGAGAGGGUUCCGGAUAGAGGAGGUACAGAAGGACGGUGGUUUCGUGAUGAAUUAGAGAGUGCAUAUUCCACGAGGAAUGCAGUGGCUGAGAUGCGGAAGACUAGAGAAAGAAUUGGGGAGCGCUAUGCGGAGCUACCGUAUAGAUCGGAGGACGGAGUGGAUUCGACACAUUGGCUACCGCAGCAAUGGGAUGCUGAGCGUCAGAAGGCUUGGUGGAUUAGGGAUGAUUAA
This is a messenger RNA of Mytilinidion resinicola, 1725 nucleotides long. RefSeq lists its product as uncharacterized. Bases 1 to 1725 code for a protein of 574 amino acids. Gene Ontology annotation, molecular function: protein binding. Gene Ontology annotation, cellular component: nucleus; cytoplasm. The record is from RefSeq and is a predicted model, not a curated record. NCBI's taxonomy places the organism in Eukaryota, Fungi, Ascomycota, Dothideomycetes, Mytilinidiales, Mytilinidiaceae. The transcript has a single exon.